AUGUCUAAGCCUAUUAUUUUUGUGUCAUGGAAUUGCAGAGGGGGUCUUUUGAAUUUUAGGAAACAAAAAUUCAUCAAAUCUUUAGUUUCUACAAAUAAGUUGUUUUUUCUUGGUUUGGCCGAGUCUAAAAAAGAAGUUGUUUAUGAUUUUUUGAUUCGUAAUUUAUGGCCAAAUCUUGAUUUUGGUUAUGAUUGGGUUCCAUCAAUUGGUGCAUCUGGGGGUUUGAUUUUAAUUUGGCAUGCAAUUUUAUUAAAUUCUAUUUCUAUUUCCAAGGGUUCUAGAUGGAGAUCUAUGAAUUUUAGUUUCAAGAAUUCAUCUUAUCGUCAUAUUCUUAUCUAUGCUAGCAAUGUGGCUACAGAGAGAUCGUUUUUUUGGCAGGAACUUCAGGUUCUGUUGACAUUCCCAGGGAUUACUAUGAUUAGUGGAGAUUUUAAUGAAAUCAUCCGCCCAGAGGAAAGGUUGAAUUGUGUGAAUUACUCUCCCUCAAUGGAAGCUCUGAAUGAUUUCAUUAAUUCAGCAGAGAUGCAGGACAUACCUCUUUCAGGGAGACAGUUUGCUUGGCAUAAUUCGCACUCGAGAUCCAGAAUUGAUAGAUGUUUGGUUUCUGCUUCUGCUAGUUUAUGUUGGCCGAACCUUUCUCUCACUGCUCUGUCUCAGGGACAAUCUGAUCAUGUUCCUAUUUGUUUUCGGUCAGCUAACAAUUUUGAUUGGGGUCCUCGUCCGUUUCGAUCUGUAGAUGCUUGUCUUACUCGAAGACUUAGAGAGUUACGUGGUCGUAUUAAAGUUUGGAAUGCUGACGUGUUUGGGGAUCAAAAUAAAAUUGCCAGAGAGCUUACUGGUAUCAUCCUUGCUAAAGAUAUAGAGGCUGAAUCAAGAACACUAUCAGAGGAGGAGCUUAAUGAGAUUGCGAUUCUCAAAAAUAAUCUUUGGGUGGCGGAAAAUCGAAUUGAAUCUCUUUGGAUUCAAAAAUCUCGGGUCAAGUGGAUUUUUUCAGGCGAUAGGAACUCGAAGUUCUUUCACAGUAUUGCUUCCAACCAUCACAGAAACAACCUUAUUACUUCUAUUCAAGUAGGAGAAGAGAUUUACGUUGAGCCGGCUGAUUUGAGGUUCCAGAUUAGAGACUACUUUUGUUCUCUCUACAAAAGGAGAGCGAGAGUGCGUUAUGAUCUGUCAUUGCUAGAAUUUAAACAUAUUUCAUCAGAGCAUGUUGCUUCUCUGAUUCGGCACUUUGAUGAGGAGGAGAUAUAUGCAGCGAUUUGUUCUUGUCGUGGAAGAAAAGCACCAGGGCCGGAUGGUUUUAACUUUUACUUCUACUACAAAGCAUGGCCAAUUAUGAAAAGAGAGAUUGUCGAGAUGUUUUGGACCUUUCAUAGGACGGGUUUACUGCCUAAGGGAAUCAACUCUUCAUUUAUGGUUCUUAUCCCUAAGGUGAUCGGGUCUUUUGAGCUCAAAGACUACAGACCUAUUAGCCUUGUGAAUGGUAUUUACAAGCUUCUAUCGAAAACUCUAUCUAUUUGUUUGGCUCCUAUUUUACCUGUUGUUGUUUCAAAUUGUCAGCAUGCAUUUCUGAAAGGUAGGAGCAUUCUGGAGUGCUCUAUGAUUGCUAAUGAGAUACUUCACAUGGCUAAUAGACGGAAACAAAAGUUGUUGGUGCUGAAAAUUGAUUUUCAGAAGGCUUUUGAUAGCAUAGACUGGAAUUACUUGAUUUCACUGCAGAGGGGUGUGCGACAGGGAGAUCCUAUCUCUCCAUAUUUGUUAGUUCUUGCAGUAGAGGGUCUGGAAUGUUUGCUGGAUAAGGCUUGUCAGAUGGGUUUUACUACAGGUUACUCUUUUACGGACAGGUGUGAUCCUUUAUCUCUUUUGCAGUUUGUAGAUGAUACUCUGAUUUUUAUCCCUUAUGAUAUUAGUAAGCUUAAGAAUUUGACGAGGAUUCUUCGGUGCUUUGAGGUUGUUUCUGGUCUGAAAAUUAACUUUCAUAAAAGCUCAAUUAUGGGAGUCAAUGUAAAUGAGAGUGAGUUGGCGAUUGCAGCUAAUGUGGUGGGUGGUAAGGUGGAGAAUCUUCCUAUUAAGUAUCUUGGUUUGCCUCUGUUGAGACGGCAACUUGCUACCGGGUUCUGGGAUCAUGUGGUGGACCGGUUCAAAGUUAAGCUUGCUUUGUGGAAGGGUUCUCUCCUCUCUCCUGCAGGCAGGAUGCCGUGUGGGGUUCAGAGUAAGCUGGAAUCAUAUAUGAAGCGCUUCCUCUGGAAAGGUGAUGUUUCAUCUAGAGCCCUUUGUAAAGUUUCCUGGGAUGUAAUUUGUCAGAAUUUUGAGAAUGGUGGUCUGGUGACAGGAACUCUCUUUGGUACCUUGUUGUUUCAAACUGCUCUCUUCUCUCGGAUUGGGAUUCUCUUUGUUUGGAGAUUCCAAAAAAAAUCUAAUAUUUGGAAGGGUAUCAAAAAGAGUUGCUGUAAUGACAAAUUUAUCUGGAAUAUCUUUAUUGAUAAUGUGCGAUAUAAAGUGGGUGAUGGGCAUACUAUUUCAUUGUGGUUCGAUAAUUGGAUGGGGAAUAGGACAGCUUUUGAGCGUUUUUCAAAGCUUUUUAAUCUUUCAAAUCAAAAGAACGCUUCUAUAUAUCAUAUUUGGCGAGAUGGUUGGAAAUGGAGACGACGAUUGAGGGGUGCAGAAUCUUAUUUACUGGUUGAUCUUCAGAACCAGUUUAAUGGUAUAGCAAGACGGGACAACAAUUUUGACACCAUCUCUUGGAACUCUGCUUCAGGAACAUUCACUACAGCUUCCUUCUGUAAACUUUUAGCUGCUGCUAAGCUUUUUUCUCAGGUAAAUGUUUCUGCAGCUACUGAGCUUCCAAGAGCAGACCUGUUGCACGUUAAUGUCACUGCUACUGUCCAUUCCGUUAAUGAAAGUCACCUGCUCCAACGUCAAAGACGUACUGUUUCUGCUCAAUGGGAUGACCAUUAUGUUGGUGAAGUAAAUAAUGGUUUGGCAGCUAAUAUUGAUACCCCCAAUUUUGGUAUGUCACGGGUAAUGGAUAUUGUGGAUGUACUAAAUAAUAUGCAACGUGAAGACCAAUCAUCACUUCAUGGUAAUUUUAAUACUGCAACAGGUCCAUUUUCUUUACUAGAUGAAGUAGGUAACCAAUUUCUUCAUGGAGCUGCUGCCAACGGUCGUCAUUUUGGAGCCGUUCAUUCUCGUUCUGAAUUUUUUAAUCGAGUGACGCAGAGAUCUUUAACUCCGUUCAAGUGUGUUUGGACUUCUUUCGCGCCCCCUAGAGUUAAGUUCUUUAUUUUGCUUGCACUUCAUAGUAGAAUUCCUUCUCUUCAAUUCUUGACUAUUCGCUCUAUUAUCUCGACGGAUAACUCCCUGUGCUCUCUUUGUGGCGUGGUUGAAAGUCAAGAUCACAUUUUUAUUCAUUAUAGUUUUGCUAGAGGUAUUUGGUGUGGUAUCCUUCAGAAACUUGAUGUGGUUUGGGUUUUUCCAUUUUCGUUUUUUGAUUUUAUGACUCAGUGGCAGACAGUAUUCCGAGAGGUCGUUAUUGGAAAUUAUGGCAGGAACGGAAGAAUUUUUAAUAACAAGGAGUCAGACAAAAAUGCGGUGAUCUUCAGUUGUUUUACCAAGGCAGCUUAG
Molecule: messenger RNA, 3621 nt
Organism: Mercurialis annua (annual mercury)
Lineage: Eukaryota; Viridiplantae; Streptophyta; Magnoliopsida; Malpighiales; Euphorbiaceae
Exons: 6
Coding region: 1-3621 (1206 amino acids)
Source: RefSeq, a predicted model, not a curated record